Haliotis rubra (blacklip abalone) is the source of this 1542-nucleotide messenger RNA. Its product is annotated as thiopurine S-methyltransferase-like. Gene Ontology annotation, molecular function: thiopurine S-methyltransferase activity. The record is from RefSeq and is a predicted model, not a curated record. NCBI's taxonomy places the organism in Eukaryota, Metazoa, Mollusca, Gastropoda, Lepetellida, Haliotidae. The coding region runs from base 259 to 1065 and encodes 268 amino acids. The transcript has 9 exons.
CAAAUAGGAUAUCAGUAGGUACUGUUUAUAAGUACGACGCGUUUUGACGCUGGUCCGUUUUGAACUUAAUAUCACAAAGUUGAGACUCUCGAGUGAAAACGGGACUCAAGUCAGCGUAACGCUUGAUAAAUUGAUCAUUCCAGCCGAGUGCACGAAAACCGGAGUAUCGAUCUCUAGUACUGGAGGUCCCGAGAUUCCAAGUGUCACUUAGCACAUCGUAUCAGGAACAAGGGUAUUGAUGUAUGUUUUCACAUUCUGAUGCUAAACUUUCUUACAAAGGCAGCCUUCAGAGUCCUUCGCGUGGAAUCCAGACAUUACUGUAUUGCUAACCACUUAUACAAGAUGACUGACAGUUCAUCUAACACACAGGAAACUGACUCUUCCCAAUACUCUGUGCUAAAUGUCAAUGACUGGUCUGAGAACUGGCAAGCUGGAAAAAUCGGCUUUCACAAAGACAUUGAACACCCCCUUCUCGUGAAGUAUGCUGAUAAGCUGACUGGUGGGAAAUCUGCACAGAAGAUUCUUAUACCUUUGUGUGGCAAAUCUAUGGACAUAAAAUGGAUUGCUGACCAGGGACAUACUGUCGUCGGCGUCGAGGCCGUAGAGCAGGCAGUGCUGGAGUUCUUCACUGAGCAAAACAUAGAGUACAGCAAGGAAACCCUUACAGACAUUCCAGGAGAUGUAUACAAGAGUAGUGAUGGCCGGAUCAGUGUGUACAGAUGCGAUGUGUUUGACUUCAACAGAUCGUACAAGGACAAGUUUGAUGCUGUGUAUGACAGAGCUGCUCUGGUAGCCAUCAACAGGGAUGACAGGGAACGAUAUGCCACAUUGAUGAAGUCCUUAUCAGCUCCAGGUUCCAGGAUGGUCAUCGUAACGGUGAACUAUGAUCCAGCUCUCCAUCCAGGUCCACCACACUAUGUGGAAGAGGAAUUGAUUCCAAAGUUGUAUGGUAAUCGGUACAAUGUAGAGAUCCUUGAGCGUUCUGACAGCUUGGAGGAAAGAUGGCGAGAAAAAGGACUGACCUACUUUGAUGAAGUAGUCCACUUUCUCUCGGACAAAUCGUAGCCGCCAUGUAACCAGGAGCAGGUGACUACUCAACACAACUGGAUUGUGGUGGUCAUCCUACUGAACCUAUUUAACCUGGAUUGAUCCAUAUUAACCAGAGGCAGUUCAUGUGCAUUUGUAGCUCCUUUGACACUUCAAAGGUAAACGUGGCAUUAAAACUCUUGGCAGACAGACAUUUUAAAUAGCAUAAUAUGCAGAUGGCAGGAUACACAUGGUUAAAGGCAUAAUGAGAAUGCAUCCCUUGAGAUAUUUAAAAGGCUGUUCUUCAAACAUUAUAUUAUGUAAGAGAUGGUGUGAAUGUUCAUUAAACAGAAAUGUGUUCAUAUUUUCUGGGAUAUAUCCAUGUCUCAGAACCUAUUCGUGAGAUUGAUUGAAUGACUAAAGUGAUAUUUUUUAUGAUUUAUUACAAAGUUAUUUUGAGGCAAACCUAGUCUGGCCUGUGGUCUUGGUGUCAAUAAACAUGUCAUACACAACCUG